Pseudo-nitzschia multistriata is the source of this 1245-nucleotide messenger RNA. NCBI's taxonomy places the organism in Eukaryota, Bacillariophyta, Bacillariophyceae, Bacillariales, Bacillariaceae. The record is from the annotation of a GenBank genome assembly.
GUUUGGUUGCUGCGGGAAUCACUUCGGCAGGAUGACAGUGUCCAUAAUGUGGACGAUUCCGUUGCAGGCCCGGAGGUCCGAAUCGACGAUCAGGGGCAUGUCGUCCUUGGAGUUCCCCUCGCCCUUCUGGAAGACGUCCCGCUUCGCGUUCUUGCAGAUUGUCCGGGUUUGCCUGUCGCUCUCCAUAUCCAGCAGGUCCGAGCAGCGCUGCGACAGGUCGUUCUCGGAGAGGACGCGGCCGGCCACGUGCGUCAGGAGGAGGUCCACAACCUCGGCCUGCCGGAGGUCCCCAAGCCGGCGCCAGUCCAGAAAWGCCCCAAAGGCCUUGUCGUUCGGGGCAAAGAGGGUGAAUUCGGUGCGGAGAUCGUCGAGGGUGUCGUACAGGUCCGCCCGGUGGAGGGCGUCGCACAGGACCGAGAGGUUGUCCCUCCCGCACGCGAUUUCGGCUGUAGUGGUUUCGUGUUCGCGGGAACGGUUGGGCGGAAGAGAAUCGACCAAAAAAGGCAAGGGAACCGUGAGCGAUACUGUCGCCGAAACACAAAAAACAAAAGCCAUUUCGGCUUGCGCUGGAGAUUACCGGCAAAAGUACUUACAAAUCGUUUUGCAGUUGUCGCCACCGUGGUGCAAAUCUCUGCAAUCCACCCACUCGCCGUCCCGAGUGCAGUAGCAUUUCUCGUUGUGAACCUCGUGCCAACUACCGGAGUCGAAUCCCUUGUUGUUCCACCAGCAUUUGUCCCGGUCGACGUCUUUGCAGUCCACCCAGUCGCCAUCGUCGUCGCAAUAGCAUUUCUCGUUGUGCAUCUCGUGCCACUUGCCGCUAUUGAAGCCCUUGUUGUUCCACCARCAUUUUUCCGAUCGCACGCCUUCACAGUCCUCCCAUUCGCCGUUAUGAUUACAGUAACACACGUGAUCCCGGCCUUCGUACCAUGCGCCUGGUUCAUAUCCCUUGUCGUUCCACCAGCAUUUUUCCGAUCUCACGCCUUCGCAGUCAGUCCAAUCGCCAUAGUAAUUGCAAUAGCAAAGUUCUUUGUGGCCUUCGUACCACAUGCCUGGCUCGUAACCCUUGUCGCCCCACCAACACUUUUCUUGCUUCAGGAUUUUGCAGUCCUUCCAUUUGCCGCUGUUGUUGCAAUAGCAUACCUGGUUGUGAUCUUCAUACCACUCGCCUACGGCAUACCCCUUUCCUCUCCACCAGCAUCUCUCUCUCUGCUUCAAACUCUUGCAGUCGCCCCAAUCUCCGUUCCA